Colletotrichum godetiae is the source of this 546-nucleotide messenger RNA. RefSeq lists its product as uncharacterized. The transcript has a single exon. The record is from RefSeq and is a predicted model, not a curated record. Lineage: Eukaryota; Fungi; Ascomycota; Sordariomycetes; Glomerellales; Glomerellaceae. Bases 1 to 546 code for a protein of 181 amino acids.
AUGGAGGUUUCAGAAAGAAUCAAUCACGCUCGAAGCCCCAAUUUACGUGGGCCUGGCCUUUGGUUCAACAGUUCCCCUCGUCACUGUCGGUUUAUUAUGCGCCUUCCUCGUCGGGAGAGAGCAUUUGGCGUCGAUCCUUUCUACUUCACUUUAUUCUCGUGGCUUGUGGCUGGUCGCGGCUCACUGGCGAUUAAGAUAUCACGGGUCUCCGAUUGGACGUGGAGAGAAUUCUUGCUCCGGCAGGUGACUUGUCGAACUGCUCGAGAGAUCGCGACAGUCUCCGGACUCGACCCGCAAGAUAUCCUCAUCAUCUUACUCUCGUCCAACUGCUCUAAGCCAAUGGACACUACUGGCCCUUAUCAAACAGUUUUCGGCAAAGAACGCGUGAAAGGUGGUUUUUCAAUCGAUGUCAAGACCGAAUUUAGGACAUUUGUGAACUGCGGCCUGCUCCCGACCAAAGUUCAAACUCUUGAGGGGCCUGCAUUACUCCUGUUUAAGCUCGUCGUAGGCUUCUCGGGCUUGCAAGAAGUGAUGAUCCCAAGGUAG